AUGACGUCACCGCCGGACCUUGCGACGUAUCCGCGCCCAGAUUUUGUCCGUCCGGAUUUGCCGUGGGAGUCGCUCAACGGACCCUGGGACUUUUUGUUCGACGAUGAAGAUGUCGGGCUUGAUGCAAAGUGGCAUAUGCACGGCCUCCCCGAUACCGUGACGCUGUCCACCACCUGUGAUGACGAUUCUACCUUGCAAUUUGAUGAGGUUGGCAAUCACGUCACGCAGAGCAUCGUAUCUGAAACGCAGAAACACCUAGGGAAUAAUGCGCUUUACAAGACGUCUAAUCAAUCCGAGAACGCAAAGACCACUAUACAAGUGCCUUUUGUAUUCCAGUGUCCGGCCUCGGGCAUCAACGAUCGGGGUGUCCAUGAGGUGCUGUGGUAUGAGCGAGGCAUCAAAGACCUACGCACAGACGACGAUCGAUCUCGGCGAGAUGUCGUUUUGCUUCGCUUCGGCGCUGUCGACUACGAAGCCACCGUAUGGGUCAAUGGCCGCUUGAGUGGGCGACACCGCGGUGGCCACGUGCCGUUUGACGUGGACAUUACCGAUGCGCUCGACGGCUCCGCUCAACAAAUCUCGCAUCGCGUGACCGUGCGCGUAUACGACUCUGCAUACGACCUUGCCCAGCCGCGCGGGAAGCAGUACUGGGGCGCGCAGCCCGAGAGCAUCUUUUACACGCCGUCUGGCGGCAUCUGGCAGUCUGUGUGGACCGAGGUUGUCCCUCGCGCACGCAUCGCGGACAGCUCCCACGGAACUGUGCUGCGAUCAAACGACAUCGAGGAGGGCAUUCUACACUCUACCAUCAAUGUCUUGGGGCGUAGGGUGGCCGAGAGACUGGAUGUCGAGCUGGAAGCCUGGUACAACGGCCAUCGCGUCUCUACUUCAAAUAGGAGACCUCUGCCAAAAGAGACGAGUUUGGCUGAGCUGGACCUGGACAUGAAAUUUACUCAAUCAUUUAUUGAAAAACACCUGCAAACUAGUGUAGAGCAUGUCAGUUACCGAAACGGUCCCCUGGCCGUGUGGUCCCCGGAAAGCCCUCUACUGUACGACGUCAUCAUCAGACUUUACGACUCAAAGAGCAACCUCGUCGACCAAGCCAAGACGCACGUUGGCAUGAGAUCCAUCGAGUGUUCAGACGGCCUGUGGAAUCUCAACGGCAAGCCAUACUUUCAGGCGCUCUGUCUGGAUCAGGGCUACUGGCCCGACACCUUCAUGACGCCGCCGUCGUCGUCAGCGCUCAAAACGGACAUUGAGCUCGCCAAGCGCAUGGGCUUCAACGGCUGCCGCAAGCACCAAAAAGUCGAGUCCCCGGCCUUUUACCACUGGGCCGACACGCUCGGCUUCCUGGUCUGGGGCGAAAUGGCGAGCGCGUACCAGUUUAGCAGCGAGUACGCGGACCGCUUCACCCAGGAAUGGACCGAGGCCGUCAAGCUCGUCAUCAACCACCCUUCGGUCGCGGCCUGGACCACGGCCAACGAGAGCUGGGGCUAUCCCUCGCUGCAAGACGAUGCGCAGCAGCGCAACCACAUCCGCGCACUCUACCACUUGACAAAGUCCCUGGAUCCGACGCGUCCCGUCAACGACAACUGCGGCUGGCAGCACGUCGCAACAGACCUCACCACGUUUCACGACUACAGCGAUGGGCCGGAACUCGAGGGGACGUGCGCCAGCCUCGACCUGAUCCUCGCUCCAAAGGCGGGCCGGGACGUCUUUGUUGGCGAGAUACCGGGACAGGACCCCGGCGCUGGGCACGACGCCAGCAAGCCCGUCAUGUGCACCGAAUUUGGCGGCGUCAACAUUGCGGCGGCGGCGGUGGUGGGCGAUCGGGACUGGGGCUACACGACGGCGCAGGACCCAGACGACUUGCUGAAGCGCAUCGAGCGUCUUGUGCGGGGCGUCGUCGAGGGCGGCCACUGCUGUGCUUUUGUAUACACUCAGCUAACGGAUAUCGAGCAAGAAGUCAACGGGCUGUACACGUUUGAUCGAAAGGAGAAGCUGGAUGCAAGCAAGGUAAAGGCUGUAAUCGAUGAAGCUCUCAAAGUAUUCUACGACAGAGUGUCUGUCAAGUUGUGA
This is a messenger RNA of Beauveria bassiana ARSEF 2860, 2076 nucleotides long. RefSeq names its product glycoside hydrolase family 2. The coding region runs from base 1 to 2076 and encodes 691 amino acids. NCBI's taxonomy places the organism in Eukaryota, Fungi, Ascomycota, Sordariomycetes, Hypocreales, Cordycipitaceae. The transcript has 3 exons. Gene Ontology annotation, biological process: carbohydrate metabolic process. The record is from RefSeq and is a predicted model, not a curated record. Gene Ontology annotation, molecular function: hydrolase activity, hydrolyzing O-glycosyl compounds.